UAUUCUGUACAUUUUCCUCUGUGUUUUCAUGAAAUGGUCAUGCUGUACUCGGCCAUCCCUGGGCUGGUUAUCUAAUAGUCAUGUGCAUCCUUGUGUAUAAGUCUACAUGAUGCCAUCGCAGACAGUCUGGAGACUCCAUGAUUGUUUCCCAGAAUAAUGCCAGAAAUUGUUUUAAAAUGUCCACAAUAACUCUGUUUUUAGUUUGUUGCUUUGUGGUCUGGGUUGAUUCAUCAGCAAUCUUUCAAUUGCUAAAUUAUGUCCUAUAAUUAAAUGGCUCUCAGCCUGUUUUGGUGGAUGAACAAUAAACUACUAUAGCAGAUGUUCUUCUUCUUCAUCAUGCAAACUAAUUGUGACUGACUCAAGAGUGCCCCUGCUGGUUGUAGUAAUUAUUAUGCUUCUCAUGCUUCAAUACAGUACAGUCGCCCCUUGUUUAUUGUUUAAUAUGCUGGCUCUAGACCCGACCGCGAUCAGUGAAGUUUUGCGAAGUAAGAUUCAAUAUUAAUAAAUUGACUGUUUUCAUACAGUUGUUAGAGCAUAGAAAACCUGUUUAUCUGGCCUUCUAAAUAGAGUUUUUAUAAUUAUUAGAGCCCUGUAGACAUCAAAUAACACCCCUAUGGUCACCAUUAUAGCUGUAUUACUCAUUAUACUAGACAUAAUAACAGACAAUAAGCCAUUUUAGACAUGAAUAAGAUAACACAGACGAACCCUAACAAAAAACGUGAAUUUCUUUUGGAGAUAAUAAAAUAUCUAUCAUUGACCGUGUGUAUUUCCUGCAGUGGCUCAUCAAUGUAAUGUUACUGACAACCAUAGACCAGUGUAGAAUACAACACUACUGAUGCUGUCUGUGGCUAAGGUUUAUGUUUGAAAAUGCUUGAUUUAGGCCAUGCAUAUGGACAAUUUGCUUAAAUAUGUACAUAUAUUUGUACUAAUAACAGGCAAUAUUGAACCUAAAAACAGCGAUCAUUUAUUAAUGAAUUUGGGAAAAAACGCGAUAGAGUGAGGGGCGUGAUAAUGUGAUGAUAAAAAUAAAUUCCGUGCUAUAGCAAGUUUAUUAAUUUACCCAUCCCUCAUCACUUCAUUCAAAGUUUCGAUUAGUGACCGUUUCGCCUCAAAACGCCAUUCUGUUUGCUAACUUUGUUUUUCAGUCAGACUGAUUAAGGUCAAAGAUGCCCUAGUUUUAAAAUCCCACCCUUUUCCCCACCACACUGGGAUUAUUAUGUGACAAACAAAGGUGGCUAAUUAGGCUUAGCAUAGUCACCCCUUGACCAUUUAUGGCUCCUUAGCUUGACCUUUACAGAGGACGGGAAGGGGCAAUCUGGGCCACAGAGGCUUAUCUACACAGCAAGUUGCAUGUUUGCACCGUAUAGAAUAGAAUAUAUUUAGGUACAGUGACACCCUCACACUGCUGCUUUUGUACCCUUGACACUUACAUUUUCGAGCUUGGGAUGUUUUUGGCUGCAGAAAAGGUACAACGUGGAGUCCAGUAACGAUCGUUAUACCUUGAUUGACACUAAUGACCCCUACUGUACCAACCCAUCAGGACCCUUGAUAUUGUUUUCUGAGGUCAGGUAGUUCAAACUGAUUUACAGAGCGUCUGCACUACCACCGAAGCCAUGAUGUAAUCUCCAUUAGUCGGCCUUUUGUGUGUUUUUGGAAGAAGGUCAUCACUAACGGCUUGCACUGGGCACCUCGCCAAGCGGGACCCGCUUCAGUUUAAAGGACGUCGCACCUCUUCUCCAUCUGUUAUCCUCUGCUGACUGAGUCCAGCAACUGCCUGAUGACAUCACCUAUAGGGAGGGAAAGUAGAAUAAACAAUCACGGCAACGCGCUCAACAGUGAAAAGGAAAGUCACGACGAGAGCCAUCGUGGGGAAGCUCUUGGCUUGGUUGAGUAAUGACUUCAUUAAAACCAUAGACUGUGAAAGGGCAGGUUCUGUCACGUGUCUAAACAUUUUUAUAGUCAAAACCAACCAAACGAGUCACUUUUAAAGAAUUUUUGUGUCAAUUCAGUUUUCAGAUGAUAUUGUCACACCGGAAGUACUGUAUUGUGUAUGGUUCUGAGCUGUAAUUCAGGGGUUGGUCUAUAGGGGGCAGUGGCAUUUUUCUGCUAUUGAGAGCCAGCCCAAGGGAGAAGAAGAGUUGCAUUGCCGCUUUGGCCUCUUUAAAGUUCCAAGUACGGCACACAGUGCUGUUUGCAGACUAAUUAUUGUCAUCCCGCUGACAUUAUAACAUUGUAGACCUGCAAUUUAAGUGACUCAAUGAUUAAUUGAGUUUAUACAAUUAAUCUGUUUUGGCAUUUGAUCAUUUUUGGACUUAAAGAUGUCAAUAUGCUCUGAUUUCAGCCUCUCAUAUAAUGAAGAAGUGAAUCAUCUGUGAUCGCAGUCAUGGCUGUCCAGACUGGCAUCCAGGUAUGGUUUGGAGAGAAGUUUGACGCCCCCUUGCUGAGCCCACGGAGUCCUCGCAGCCCGUUGGUACAACGGCAUGGCCCGGGACUCGCUGAUGUCUUCCAAUACGACCAGUGGCUGGCGGUGCGACAUGAAGCCACCCUGGUGCCCAUGCAGGAGGACCUUGCCAUAUGGCUCACAGGCAUGCUGGAAGAGGAGGUGAGAGCCGAGUUCUUCAUGGAAGAGCUUAACAACGGCGUGAAGCUCUGCCAGCUUAUCGGCGCCCUGCAGUCUAAAAUCGCCCAGAGUUGCCCCUCCGCGCUGAGCAAACUGUUUCCCAUGAGGAAGGUCGCCUGUAAACGCGAUGCUUCUCCGGGUUCAUUCUUCGCUCGUGACAACACAGCCAACUUCCUGGCCUGGUGUCGGCACAUCGGCGUGGAGGAGACGUACCUCUUUGAGUCUGAGGGUCUCGUGCUGCAUAAGGAGCCGCGGCAGGUUUGUCUCUGUCUGUUGGAAAUUGGACGCAUCGUCUCCAAGUACGGCGUGGAGCCCCCUGUGCUGGUGAAGCUGGAGAAGGAGAUUGAGCUGGAAGAGACCUUGCUGUUGACCGAGGAGCCUCCUCCAGCGGUUAAGACCUUCAGUGUGUGCUGCCAACAUGGCGGCCUUUACCAGUCUGGGGAGCAUGGAGUGGACGAGCCGCCUUGCAACUGCUCCAACAGGGUGUCCAUUGAGUACCUGUCAGAGGGUCGCUACCGACUUGGGGACAAGACCAUCUUUAUUCGAAUGCUGCAUGGCAAACAUGUGAUGGUGCGUGUCGGUGGCGGCUGGGACACGCUGCGUGGUUUCCUCACCAAGUAUGACCCGCUGCGUGUGCUGCAGUUCACCACUCUGGAGCAGAAGAUUCUGGCCUUCCAGAAAGGUCCGCCCGGCUUGGGGGGUCACCACAGCACCACAGCGCCACCUCCUGACAUGGACCCCCUGGCGGCUGUCAACGACCUCAUCUCCUCAUCUGAUUCCUCCUCCGCUUCAUCAUCGUCUUCCUCGUCCAGCACGGUCUGCAAGCCGACCGCCCCGGGUCAGACGUGUCGGUCCUACACAGCCUCUCCUGCCUGUACGCCCACUUUACCCAGGAAGGCGACCAAGAAGAAUCUCCAGAUGACACCUCCCGCCCUCAGGAAGCCCACCCAGCUGCCCCUGCCUGUCACCACCAAAGGCUCCUCCUCGUUGCCGUCUACGCCUGUGGGCGGCUCUAAGCAGCCUCCCACUUCAGGUGUGCAGGUCCAACGUAGAGCUGUGACACCAUCCUCAACGCCGGACCUGUCCACGGCAUCCAAACUGAGGGUUAGACCAUCCCCUCGGACCGCCGCCUCCCACCCCAGGAGUCCAGUUUGCCCCGAGCCAUCUUCUAAAUGUCCCAAACCAUCCAGUCCCUGCACCUCCCCCACCGCUCCACCUAUGCCUCGCCCCACCACUGCCCCCAACCCAAAAGAUGUCCGACCCCCGACGGGUGCCGGCCAGCGCUCUCGCCUUGCACAACGUCGUCCCGGAUCCCCUGCCUCGCGCCUCCGUCUCGAGACGGCGAGGCGGGUGCGAGCAGCGGCACGUGCCGCAGCAGCCCCAACAUCCAGGGCGGCGACACCAACUCCUCAAAUUCGCCCGGCCAAUCCACCCUCCCCUGUCAGGCCAAAACCUGCCUCCCCCCUGCCCGUUAAAGACACCGCAGCCAAAGCCAAGGGGCAAGCCACAAUUAAGGCUGCCGCCCCCCUUCCAUGUGGCCCCACUGUCCCUGGGCGGGUCCCCAGGGGCAACGCAGGCCCCUUCCCCCACAGCAAUCAGAAAGCUUCCGCCACAACACAGAAGGUGCUGCAGAAACCCUUGGCUUCCACCAACCACGUCAGAUCUGAGCUCACUCAGACGCAGGCGGUCGCCACCCACAAGACAACCCCCAAUGUCAAAACGAAAGCCGAGCCCUCCACCAUUAGGAAGAUCCCUCAGUAUAGAGGCAAACGUGAGGACCCUUAUUUUGAAAUGAACAUCAGGAGAAGGCAGAAGACGUGAUGGGAGGGGCAAAAUCCAAUCCAGCACUUGUUUGAGCACUUUUUCAACACCUUUAAUGCUCAUCAGACCUUCUCUACUGUGGAUCUUAAUGAAUAUUUAACAGUCUUUUAUUUUUUAAUCCAAAAGGGUCAAGGCUUUGUAUGUUUUUUUGUCUUUGUGAUGCAUUAAUGAGUAGUCCCUUUAACUACCUGCUUAUCAAAACUCACACAAUGUUUACAUUUUUACACAUGCAGCAGUGACGUCAAGUACCAAACACCGACCUCAUCGGGUUACCAAAGUCAAUUUAAAGCAGUUAUUAACAUGGUAUCAUGGCGCCAUUACGAACAAGUCCUCUGUCAUGUGCCUUCAUCAGAAAUCAGUGUGAAUGGCAUUUAGAAUGUAUUAAACAAUGAUGGGAAAAUGAGUUUUUUAAUACCGUAAUGAAGCUUGCACAAGAGGAAACGACUACUGAUACUGUCAUCACGUUUAGUGCACAACCUAAGCAGUAUAGAUCUGUUUUAUAUGGUUACUAUUUCUUCUGUGUGUGUGUGUGUGUUGAAAUUCUAAUUUUCUAUGUGUUGUUUGUCUUAUGUUCAGAAAUAUAGAAUAUUUACAGAAUAUUAUAAAUGAGGCUUUCUUUUCUUGUGUUUGCACUUUACAAAAAUCUGUUUUUCACACUUUGAAUGUUGAUUGUGUUUCUUGUUCCAGUUUUUGGUUGUUGUUUUUUUUGGGGUGAAUAAAUAUUUUAAAAUCC
Molecule: messenger RNA, 5174 nt
Organism: Doryrhamphus excisus (bluestripe pipefish)
Lineage: Eukaryota; Metazoa; Chordata; Actinopteri; Syngnathiformes; Syngnathidae
Source: RefSeq, a predicted model, not a curated record